AAUCAGUUAAAAAUAGAGAAUAAUUAAGAACCGUUUAAAAAGCGAAUGUGCCUCAAUUUCAGUUUCAGCAUUACCAUUUCUUUCUUUUUCCAUGACUUUCCUCUUAUCAAGAACAUUUAUUUCUCUCACUCUCAGACCUUCUUGUUCGAUUUCCAUGGCGAAUUUAACGACGAGCGCUAAAGCUCGCCUGAGAGGCGUUGUAUUCGAUAUGGACGGAACCCUAACUGUUCCGGUCAUCGAUUUCGCCGCAAUGUAUAGAGCUGUUCUUGGUGAAGAUGCCUACAAGCGAAUCAAAGCAGAGAGUCCUAGUGGGAUUGAUAUUCUGCAUCAUAUAGAGUCGUGGAGCCCUGAUAAACAGCAGAGAGCGUAUGACAUCAUUGCUGAUUAUGAGAAACAGGGAAUAGAUAAGCUCCAAAUCAUGCCUGGUGCUGCUCAACUAUGUGGCUUUCUUGAUUCCAAAAAGAUCAAGAGAGGGCUAAUUACACGCAAUGUUCAGAAGGCAAUCGACAUCUUCCACCAACGUUUUGAGGUUAUCUUUUCACCAGCACUAGGUAGAGAGUUUCGUCCAUAUAAACCAAACCCAGACCCGCUGUUGCAUAUAUGUUCUACAUGGGACAUCCAACCUAAUGAAGUUAUGAUGGUUGGUGACAGCUUAAAAGAUGAUAUAGCAUGUGGGAAACGAGCUGGAGCCUUCACUUGCUUGCUAGAUGAAACCGGAAGGUAUGGACCAGACGAUUUUUCUGUUUCUGGUCUGCAACCUGAUUUUAAGGUUGAUUCCUUGUCCAAAAUUCAGAUCCUAUUGGAGACGAAUUUCGACCUGAACCCAUAGUUUUUCCAAGUUCCUCAUCAUGUAGUUUCAGUGACCAAAAAUAGUUUCCUACUGAACACAGUAUCUGUUCAGGAUAGCCAUAAAUGUCAAACAACAUAAUUCUAUUCACUGGCUAUCUUAAGUUGCACAAUUGUGUUCCUGCACUGUCGUCUAACGAACAUCUGUGUGGGGGCAAACAUUGUUGUUUGUUAAAUCCAAAAUUUCAAUUUGUUUUAUAUCA
This is a messenger RNA of Arabidopsis lyrata subsp. lyrata, 1049 nucleotides long. Its product is annotated as haloacid dehalogenase-like hydrolase domain-containing protein At2g33255. The transcript is spliced from 5 exons. The coding region runs from base 92 to 829 and encodes 245 amino acids. Lineage: Eukaryota; Viridiplantae; Streptophyta; Magnoliopsida; Brassicales; Brassicaceae. The record is from RefSeq and is a predicted model, not a curated record.